CGGACCAACGCUGUCUUAGUGGUGUCUACACUCUUUUUUGCAAGUAUCAGAGCAGAGAGUGCCGAGGAGCGGCUGGUGAAUUUCUUGUUAGGUCCUGAACGCUACAACAAACUAAUCAGACCGGCUGUCAAUAAGAGUCAACAGGUCACCAUCUCUAUUCGUGUGUCACUCUCUCAGCUCAUCAGUGUCAAUGAGCGAGAGCAGAUCAUGACAACCAACCUGUGGCUGUCCCAGGAGUGGAAUGAUUACAGGCUGAGGUGGGACCCAGAAAAAUAUGAAGGUAUCAAGAAACUUCGAAUACCCUCCAAACUUCUUUGGCUUCCUGACAUAGUGCUGUACAACAAUGCUGAUGGUGUGUAUGAAGUGUCCUUCUAUUGCAACACUGUGGUCUCCAACACGGGAGACAUUGUUUGGCUCCCUCCCGCAAUCUACAAAUCAGCCUGUGCCAUUGAAGUGCAAAAUUUCCCCUUCGACCAGCAGAACUGCACUCUCAAGUUCCGCUCCUGGACGUAUGAUCACACAGAAGUUGACCUGAUUCUCACCAGUGACUAUGCCAGCCGUGACGACUUCACACCCAGCGGAGAGUGGGAUAUUGUCUCGCUCCCGGGACGCAAAAAUGAGGAUCCCAAUGACAUUACUUACCUUGAUAUCACCUAUGAUUUUGUGAUCAAGAGGAAGCCGUUGUUUUAUACCAUUAAUAUGAUCAUCCCCUGUGUGCUGAUCACAUCUCUGGCUAUUCUGGUGUUUUACCUGCCAUCGGACUGUGGCGAGAAGAUGACGCUGUGUAUCUCAGUGCUGCUGGCACUCACUGUGUUCCUGCUACUUAUUUCAAAGAUUGUACCGCCCACCUCCCUUGCAGUACCGCUCAUUGGUAAAUACCUGAUGUUCACCAUGGUGCUAGUCACUUUCUCCAUUGUGACCACCGUAUGUGUUCUGAACGUCCAUCACCGCUCUCCCUCCACUCACCAUAUGCCUCAAUGGGUGAACCGUCUCUUCUUAGUACAACUUCCCACUCUUCUUCUAAUGAGGCGUCCAGGCGCGGCUAAUGUCCGUGACAAGCUCAGGCGGAAGUAUGGUGACCGAAAUGCCAUCAGAAAAAGCCCCUCUCAAGCUGCAACUGAUAAACACCGGAUCCCUAAUAGAAAGCUUGGGGGGAUUCAAACAGAUUCUGACUCCUUCUACGUGAAUGCAGACUGGGCCCACAAGUAUUGUUGGAGGGUGGGAGACAUCCCAGAUGCGGGUGGUGGAUCUUCAGACAUUCAGAGGCCUUUGCGCUCUCAAUGGGAUGCAGAUCUCGAAGAGGCGGUGGAAGGGGUGAAGUACAUCGCUGAGCACAUGAAGACGGAAGAUGAUGAUGAAGGGAUAAUAGAAGACUGGAAGUACGUAGCCAUGGUGAUAGACCGUUUGUUUUUGUGGAUCUUUAUCCUAGUGUGUGUAGUUGGAACACUGGGGCUCUUCAUGCAGCCACUAUUCCAAAGCUACAACACACCUACUGCUGAUGAUACUGACUACACGGUGCGUUCAGACUGCCUUGCAUCUAAAGCAGAAGACCGCCUCUUCAGAAAGCUUUUCAGGAGGUACAACCAGUUCAUCAGACCAGUGGAAAAUGUCUCAGACCCUGUAACGGUGGAGUUUGAAGUCUCCAUCUCACAGCUGGUCAAAGUUGUAAGAUAA
Nerophis lumbriciformis (worm pipefish) is the source of this 1674-nucleotide messenger RNA. Lineage: Eukaryota; Metazoa; Chordata; Actinopteri; Syngnathiformes; Syngnathidae. The record is from RefSeq and is a predicted model, not a curated record.